AUGGAGCUUUCAAACAGCUCCCACUUCAAGCUUUCAGCAACAUCCUGCGGCGCCUGCGCCGUCCACUUCGACAACGCCGAAACUCGCCGCGCCCACUCCAAAAGCCAAUGGCACGUCACGAACCUCAAGCGCCGCAUCGCUGAGCUGGACCCUCUGACCGCGGACCAGCACGCAGCUCUCUCCAAACCCCCCACCGCGCCGGUCGAUGGAUCCACAGCCGAGUCCGAAUCGGAGAAUUCCUCAUCCUCUGUUUCUGACGCCGAAAUCAGCGAUGCUGACCCCGAUGACGACUUCGUUCCCGAAAAAUGUCUGUUUUGCAAUGCCACUUCGGGGUCGUUUGACGGUAACGUUGCGCACAUGGGCAAGGCGCACGGCAUGUUCAUUCCCGGCCAGGAGAAGCUAAUCGUCGACCUCGAGACCCUGGUUCGGUAUCUCCACCUCGUCGUCUUUGGGUACCAAGAGUGCCUUCAGUGCGGUACGCAGCGACGAACCGCUUCUGCCGUGCAGCAGCACAUGCUGGGGAAGGGCCACUGCAAGUUUGACAUCACGGCCGAAGACUCUGAAUUCAAGGACUUUUAUGAGGACUUGACAGAGGAUGGGGACGGCGAAACGCAAGUACAAGAGGACGAUAUGAAGAAAGCCAUAUCCGAUGCCGUCGAAGAAGGCGGCUCCAUCCGCCUCCCGUCUGGCAAAACACUCUCCCACCGCUCAACGCCAGCUCCAUCCCGACAGCGGGCGAAAGCCAAAACUGCCGCCGACUCUGGUUCGGACAAUCUUCUCACAGCGGGCCCGAACUUCGACGAGUCCGACGCAAGUUUCCGACUGACAGCGCCGUCCGCCUCAGGGAAACAGCAAGUGGACACCAAGGCCCUUACCCGCUCAGAGAAGCGCGACGCCGUUUUCGAAACCCAGCUCUCACGCUUGAGUCUGAAUGAUCGCGCGGCUUUGGCUCACCUCCCGUCCGCGGAGCAGCGGAACGUGCUGUUGACGCAGAAGAAGCAGUUGGACAAGGCGGAGAAGGCUGUGAGGAGGCUGCAGACGAGAUUGGAGAUGAAGGCGAACAAGACUGGGCAGGGGAACUUUGUGAACGACGUGCCUGGACGACAGAAUGGUUGA
Colletotrichum spaethianum is the source of this 1116-nucleotide messenger RNA. Its product is annotated as core trichothecene cluster (CTC) protein 15. The record is from RefSeq and is a predicted model, not a curated record. The transcript has a single exon. Bases 1 to 1116 code for a protein of 371 amino acids. Gene Ontology annotation, biological process: ribosomal large subunit biogenesis. Gene Ontology annotation, cellular component: preribosome, large subunit precursor. NCBI's taxonomy places the organism in Eukaryota, Fungi, Ascomycota, Sordariomycetes, Glomerellales, Glomerellaceae.